This is a messenger RNA of Candida tropicalis MYA-3404, 1326 nucleotides long. It is a transcript of the gene CEM1, whose product is annotated as fatty acid synthase. The transcript has a single exon. The record is from RefSeq and is a predicted model, not a curated record. Gene Ontology annotation, molecular function: 3-oxoacyl-[acyl-carrier-protein] synthase activity. NCBI's taxonomy places the organism in Eukaryota, Fungi, Ascomycota, Pichiomycetes, Serinales, Debaryomycetaceae. Gene Ontology annotation, biological process: fatty acid biosynthetic process. The coding region runs from base 1 to 1326 and encodes 441 amino acids.
AUGUCAUCACGAAUAGUAGUUACUGGGAUGGGAAUAGUAAGUCCCUUAGGAGUAGGAUUAUCACAUAAUUGGAAACAUUUAAUCUCUGGUAAAUCAGGUAUAAUAUCAACAACAACAUUACCAGAUUAUGAAUCAAAUGGGUGGAAUCAAAUCCCUUCAAAAGUCAUUGGUAAAGUACCGGAAGGUUCAAUAUCUGAAGGAAAAUGGAAUAUUGAAGAUCAUUUAUCAUCUAAUGAUGCAAGACGUAUGGCUCCAUUUAGUCAUUAUGCAUUAGCAUGUACCCAAGAAGCUUUAAAUAAUGCUAAAUUAUUAAAUCAAGAAACCAAUAAAUUAACCAUUAAAGAUACUACAAGAAUUGGAGUUGCCGUAGGAAGUGGAAUUGGAUCAUUUGAAGAUGCUUAUAAUAAUUCUAUUGCAUUUGAUUCAAAAGGAUAUAAGAAAGUUCAACCUUUAUUCAUACCUAAAUUAUUAAAUAAUAUGGCAGCGGGGAAUAUUUCAAUUAAAUAUGAAACUCAGGGUCCAUUACAUGCUGUUUCAACGGCUUGUGCCACUGGAUUACAAGCAAUUGGAGAUGCUUUUAAUUUUAUUAAAUUGGGUUAUUCUGAUGUAAUGAUUUGUGGAGGUUCAGAAAGUUCAAUUCAUCCUUUAGCAUUAGCUGGUUUCGCAAGAGCAAGAUCAGUAGUUACUGAUUUUAACGAUGAACCAACUAAAGCAAGUAGACCAUUUGAUAAAUCAAGAAAUGGUUUUGUAUUAAGUGAAGGAGCAGGGAUUUUAAUUCUAGAAACUUUAGAACAUGCAACCAAUCGAGGAUUAACUGAAGAUGAUAUUUAUGGAGAAGUCUUAGGGUAUGGAGUUUCUGGAGAUGCGUAUCAUAUUACAGCACCAAGAGAAGAUGGAAGUGGUGCAUAUAAUGCUAUGAAACAAGCUAUUUCAAGAAGUGGUAUUGAAUCGGAACAAAUUGAUUAUAUUAAUGCCCAUGCCACAUCUACUGUAAUUGGAGAUAGGGCCGAGAAUAAUGCAAUGAUGAGAUUAUUUAAUCCGGAACGAACCAAAGUUUCUUCUACAAAAUCUUCAAUUGGACAUUUAUUAGGAGCUGCUGGAGCUGUGGAAUCAAUUUUUACAAUUAAUGCAAUUAAAACUGGUCAAAUACCACCAACUUUGAAUUUAGAUAAUAUUGGACAACAUGAAAAUGAUGAUUCAUCUCAAUUCAAAUUUGAUUAUGUUGCUAAUAAGAGCAUUACUAAAGAUAUAACAUAUGGUUUAUGUAAUUCAUUUGGAUUCGGAGGGGUCAAUAGCAGUUUAUGUUUUGGUAAAUACACUCCUUAA